AUGCAUAGGCAAGCCCCUGAAGUGAUAGCGACAAGAAUUUACACGGUCAAGUGUGACGUUUACUCUUAUGGCAUCACCAUCUGGGAAGUCUUCAACAAUGGGGAAAUUCCGUUCACGGGAAUAGACAACAAAACUAUCAGGUCCAAGAUAUCCGACAACAAAUUUCGUCCUCCCAUCGAUUUUUCUGUACCAAUCGUUGUUCGGAGAGUGAUAAAGACGUGCUGGAGAGGAGAUCCCAAGAGAAGACCCACGAUGUCGCAAGCGGCUCGUUACCUGGUUGGCGCUCCUCCGGAGCUGUAA
Messenger RNA from Ostertagia ostertagi, 300 nucleotides. The record is from the annotation of a GenBank genome assembly. NCBI's taxonomy places the organism in Eukaryota, Metazoa, Nematoda, Chromadorea, Rhabditida, Trichostrongylidae.